AAAUAAUUGACCAUACAAAAUGGCACUCUCAUAUUCCUCAGUCUCAUUUCUGAUAGUUUCUCUACUGUCAAUCUUCUUCACGUUAACAAGCGUGAAAGCCGAUUUGAUAGAUAGUGUUUGUUCGAAAUCUUCAGACAAGGUUGUGUGUUUUUCUGCUUUAAGAGAUGAUCCUCGAUCCAAAGGUGCAAAUCCCGAAGGUCUCGCGGCGAUUGCAAUAGAGUUAUCACAAAAGAAAGCCACAUCAGUGUAUAGUCUUGUUAGUGCAUUGCUUAAACAGACUACAGAUCCUAAAUUAAAGAUGCGAUACAGUUCGUGUUUGGAGACUUUUAACGACGCUAUUAAUAAUCUUGGAAAAUUGCCAGGAUAUUUGAAGUCUAAAGACUAUUACAAUUUGAGUACUCAUGCUUCUGCUGCUAUAGGUGCUCCAACAACAUGUGAUAACAACUUUUUAGAAGCACCAGCUGAAGUGCUCCAACUCAGAGAUGCAAGUCACAAUCUUCGAGGACUUAUCGAUGUCAUUUUGUGUCUUUGCUUUUUUCUGUAAGGGUGAUACAAAGCCGUGGAUAGAUUUAUCCGAGGCAUGUUAAAAAUUUGAAUGAAGUUUGACAGAGAUUAUGGAAAAAUUGAAAGAGAAUUGAAUGAGAAAAAUUUUCUUUUCCUUUAUUGAAUAAAUGAAUGAUUGAAUUGAUCGAGUUAA
Capsicum annuum is the source of this 697-nucleotide messenger RNA. Its product is annotated as pectinesterase inhibitor. The record is from RefSeq and is a predicted model, not a curated record. NCBI's taxonomy places the organism in Eukaryota, Viridiplantae, Streptophyta, Magnoliopsida, Solanales, Solanaceae. The coding region runs from base 20 to 544 and encodes 174 amino acids. The transcript has a single exon. Gene Ontology annotation, molecular function: pectinesterase inhibitor activity. Gene Ontology annotation, biological process: negative regulation of catalytic activity.